Fundulus heteroclitus (mummichog) is the source of this 878-nucleotide messenger RNA. Its product is annotated as apoptosis facilitator Bcl-2-like protein 14. The coding region runs from base 1 to 756 and encodes 251 amino acids. The transcript has 7 exons. Gene Ontology annotation, biological process: regulation of apoptotic process. NCBI's taxonomy places the organism in Eukaryota, Metazoa, Chordata, Actinopteri, Cyprinodontiformes, Fundulidae. The record is from RefSeq and is a predicted model, not a curated record.
AUGAAUGGGAGGAGCUGCAGCGCCACCCAGCGGCCGUGGCAAUAUUUCACAAAGACGGUGCUUCUGAUGGCUGGCAGCCGCAGGUUGAAGGUGAACAUGGAGAGUCAGCAGGAACCUGCCGACGUGUUGAGGCUGCUGGAGGAAUACUGCAACCUGAGGUCACGUCCAAAGAUAUUUUACCAGUCAGCAGGGAGGCCUUCACACUCGCUAUCCAGGAGAACAAUCCAUAGAUCGCUGCCUUCAUCUCAGCAAUACUUUUUUAAAGUAGUGGCUGACUCCCCUAGAGAUUCUGAACCUGUGAUCAAAGCGCAGGGUCCAGGGGGGACUGAGAAAACGGUCCCGGAGCGAUUGGCCCAGAUCGCAGAUUUGGCACCGAUCACAGACCAGAACCUGCAGACGCAAGAUGAGAUCAUCCGGAGACUCGUCCAGCUGCUGAUAACGUUUGGAGAUGACAUCGAAGAGAAGCUCAAACAGAACCCGGCCUUGAGGCAGCAACUUCAGAACCUGAACUACGGCAUGUUUGAGAAGCUGACUUCCACCGUGCAGAACCUUGUGGCGCCGUCGGGGCGGGCAGCGGGUUCUGACCCUCCGGCCCAGAAGCAGAGGAUCGCCUGGGCCUUUGAGGUGACCAGCAGGCUGUCAGCCGUGGCGGUGGUCCACCGCAGGGCGGUACUGAACUUCGGAGCCCGAUACAUCGAGGAGAACCACGCUGGCUGGCUCCAGCAGCAUGGAGGCUGGGAGGAAGCUUUUGACUGAUCUGCAGAUCUGUCAGAUGGAGGCGACCAAACUGUGAACGACCUGAAGAUAUUUAUUGUUGUUUUUUAUUUAGAUAUUAUUCUGAAUGUUUUGGAAUAAAAUGAAAAUUCUAAAAUAAACUG